Bactrocera tryoni is the source of this 435-nucleotide messenger RNA. Its product is annotated as lysozyme P-like. The record is from RefSeq and is a predicted model, not a curated record. The transcript has a single exon. Gene Ontology annotation, molecular function: lysozyme activity. NCBI's taxonomy places the organism in Eukaryota, Metazoa, Arthropoda, Insecta, Diptera, Tephritidae. Bases 1 to 435 code for a protein of 144 amino acids.
AUGAAAACUCUGCUCGUCUCACUUUUGCUAACGAUCGCGCUCGGCAGCGUAGAGCCACGCAUACUCGAUAAAUGCUCGCUGACACGCGAACUGGCCGGGUUGGGUAUACCACGUGCCAAUAUACCCAAUUGGGUGUGCAUCGCACAAUACGAAAGUAAUUACAACACCGCCGAAUUGGGACCACCAAAUCCGGAUGGUUCGCGCGAUUGGGGCAUAUUCCAUAUAAACGAUCGUUAUUGGUGUGAUCCUGGUGAUGGGCGACCCAGUGCAAAUACUUGUCAAGUAUCUUGUCAAUCGCUCAAUACGGACGAUAUAGCGGCAGCUGUGACGUGUGCACGACAAAUUAUACGUACGCAGGGUUUCGCAGCUUGGAAUACGUGGAAUAAUAAUUGUGGCGGAGGGGCGAAUGUACCGAGCAUCGAUGAUUGUUCUUGA